AUGCGGCAGGACAAGCUGAGCGGCUCGCUGAGGCGCGGGGGACGAUGCCUGAAACGGCAGGGCGGCGGCGGUGGCGGCGGCGGUGUGGGCACCAUCCUGAGCAAUGUGCUCAAGAAACGGAGCUGCAUUUCCAGGACGGCGCCCCGGCUGCUCUGCACCCUGGAACCGGGAGUUGAUACAAAAUUGAAGUUCACUCUUGAGCCAUCCUUAGGUCAAAAUGGGUUUCAGCAGUGGUAUGAUGCUCUCAAGGCAGUUGCCAGACUAUCAACAGGGAUACCAAAGGAAUGGAGGCGAAAGGUUUGGUUGACCCUGGCAGAUCAUUAUUUGCACAGUAUUGCCAUUGACUGGGACAAAACAAUGCGUUUCACUUUCAAUGAAAGGAGUAAUCCUGAUGAUGAUUGUAUGGGAAUUCAGAUUGUCAAGGAUCUUCACCGUACGGGCUGUAGCUCCUACUGUGGCCAAGAGGCUGAGCAAGACAGGGUCGUUUUGAAGCGGGUGCUGCUGGCCUAUGCCCGGUGGAACAAGAAUGUUGGGUACUGUCAAGGCUUCAACAUUCUAGCUGCACUCAUUUUGGAAGUGAUGGAAGGCAAUGAAGGGGAUGCGCUGAAAAUUAUGAUUUACCUGAUUGAUAAGGUUCUUCCUGAAAGCUAUUUUGUAAAUAAUCUCCGGGCGUUGUCUGUGGAUAUGGCUGUCUUCAGGGACCUCUUGAGAUUGAAGCUCCCUGAAUUAUCUCAGCACCUUGAUACUCUGCAGAGAACUGCAAACAAAGAAAGUGGGGGAGGAUAUGAGCCCCCACUCACCAAUGUCUUCACCAUGCAGUGGUUUCUCACCCUCUUUGCCACGUGCCUCCCUAACCACACUGUUUUAAAGAUCUGGGAUUCUGUCUUCUUUGAAGGUUCAGAAAUCAUCCUAAGGGUGUCCCUGGCUAUUUGGGCAAAAUUGGCAGAGCAGAUAGAAUGUUGUGAAACGGCAGAUGAGUUCUACAGCACCAUGGGACGCCUUACCCAGGAGAUGCUGGAGGACGACCUUCUGCAGAGCCACGAACUCAUGCAGACUGUUUAUACCAUGGCUCCCUUUCCUUUCCCACAACUGGCAGAGUUGAGGGAAAAAUACACGUACAACAUCACACCAUUCCCAGCCACGGUUAAACCCACCUCCCUUCCUGGACGACAUGGCAAGGGAAGAGACAGUGAUGAGGAGAAUGACCUAGACGAUGAGGAUGCCGUCACCAAUGCUGUGGGAUGUCUUGGGCCUUUCAGUGGGCUCCUGGCACCAGAGCUGCAGAAGUAUCAAAAGCAGAUAAAAGAGCCCAAUGAGGAGCAGAAUCUGAGAUCUAACAACAUUGCAGAACUGAGUCCAGGGGCGAUCAAUUCGUGUCGUAGUGAUUACCACGCUGCAUUCAACAGUAUGAUGAUGGAACGCAUGACCACAGAUAUCAACGCUCUGAAGCGGCAGUACUCUCGAAUUAAAAAGAAGCAACAGCAGCAGAUCCAUCAAGUGUCCAUCAGAGCAGACAAAGGGCCAGUGACCAGCAUUCUUCCAUCUCAGGUAAACAAUUCUCCAGUUAUAAACCACCUUCUUUUAGGGAAGAAAAUGAAAAUGACAAAUAGAGCUGCCAAGAAUGCAGUCAUCCACAUUCCUGGCCAUGCUGGAGGCAAACUAUCUCCUGUCCCUUAUGAAGACCUGAAAACCAAGCUCAACUCUCCCUGGCGGACUCACAUCCGAGUCCACAAAAAGAACCUGCCGAGAACCAAGAGUCACCUGGGCUGUGGGGACACCAUAGGGCUGAUAGAAGAACAAAACGAGGGCUGUAAGACCAACAGCCUGGGCGCAGUGGAAGAGCUUUCCACCCGUUGUACAGCAACAACUCUCAGAGAAGACAGCAGUGCUGAAGGAGCCACCAUGCGGACAAUGGAAGGGCAUUGUCCAGAGCCAGGGCUUGGGGAUGGUGAUGUGGAUGUAGAUACAGUUCAGGUGAAGCUAGAAACCUUGGAACUGAACCAAGAGAACAUGGCUGAAACCGAGCCCAAGGUGAGGCAUAUCCAAGAGCCACCUGAUACUAUGCCAGGAGAGAACAAAGCCACCAGCAAAUCUCCCCAAGGCAGUCACUCCAAAACCCCCAUCUUUAGUCCUUUUCCUAGUGUCAAGCCACUGCGGAAAUCUGCCACCGCCAGGAAUUUGGGGUUAUAUGGCCCUACAGAAAGAACCCCAACGGUGCACUUCCCUCAGAUGAGUAGGAGCUUCAGCAAAUCCAGCCGCGGGAACAGUGGCACAAAGAAACGGUGAUGUCUCCCAGGGAUGUCUCCCAGUGAUUCGCAUCUGGACUCCCCUUGGCGUGGUGCCAUUCGUGUCCCAGCUGCGCCCUUCCACUCUUAUCCUCCAGUGAAGACCAAAAGAAUUUCAGCAGUGAGUGACAGCAGCCCCUCAAAAUGGGAGCCGGAAGUUCUGUGAUGGGAGCUGGAGUUGGGAAGUUUCUCC
Molecule: messenger RNA, 2478 nt
Organism: Perognathus longimembris pacificus (Pacific pocket mouse)
Lineage: Eukaryota; Metazoa; Chordata; Mammalia; Rodentia; Heteromyidae
Product: TBC1 domain family member 30
Exons: 12
Coding region: 1-2286 (761 amino acids)
Cellular component (GO): endoplasmic reticulum
Source: RefSeq, a predicted model, not a curated record